UGUUGGUAACAUAUACACACUUGCACAGUGUGGGUGCAGGAGGUAUCACAGCGACGUUCUUUUCUACCAAACUAAGGAGAUUUGUGCGAAAUACCUAAAAUGGACAACCAUGCAUACAACUAUCCAUCUGACUGCACCCCGCUUACCAACUGCAACUCUAGUCGUAAGGCUGGAGGGUCUACAGUGGUGAACAUGGGGGCAGAUGGCAAAAAGCCACCCAGCGACUACCUGGUCUGGUCUUUGUGUAACACUCUUUAUGUCAACUUCUGCUGUCUGGGAUUCAUGGCUCUAAUCUACUCUAUCAAGGCUAGAGACCAGAAGACCAUGGGGAACCUGCAGGCUGCCCAAGAGUGUUCGGACAAGGCCAAAUGGUACAACAUCCUGGCGGCGGGCUGGAACCUGCUGGUGCCCCUGCUGCUGGUGGUUCUCCUGGUGCUGCUGCUGGUCCACCUGGGCACUUCUCAGGGUUCCUUUGACUUCUUUGGAGAAGAUGGCUUUCAGAGUUUUAUGAAGCUUUUUAGCAGGUAGACAGGACACAAGAUAAGGCAUAGAGAAGGUGGACAGCGAGAGUCGGAGUGUCAGAAAGAAAGAGAGGAGUGGAGGAAGGAGGAGAGGAGGUGGAGAAUAUUUCAACAUUGAAAUCAAAUUGGAGGGUGUGAGAAGGGGGGUGGGGGAGAAGGAGGAGGUUCGAGAGAUGAUCUCCUUCCUUAUUCAAGACAAAACUUAAAAGUAAAAAAAAGUGUUAUAUUUGUUCUGUUUAAUUGUAUUAAUUUUAUUACAACUGCUCUUUGUUCACUUUAAUUGUUUUAUUACGAGUACAACAUACAUUUUUAUUAUAAUUUCAGUGUAUUACUUUUGUUGACAUUGUAGUAUUGUUAGACUACACCGUUUUCUGUCAAUUCUGGAAAAUGUGAUGAUCAAAAACAAUGAACAUGUUUCUUUAAGGGUCAGAUACUGGGCCAUUGCACAGAAUGCAUUCUGUGUAAUAAUUUACCAGAAAGAUUUCUGAGAUUUCUCUGUAUUACCUUCCAUCAAUCAUUAUUAAUGCAUGGUUUAUUAAAAUACCAUCAGUUAAAACAGUUUAGUUGUUUAAAUUCUAUAUUGACAGUUUUUGGUUCAUGUCCCUCACUUGGCUUAGCAUAUUUGCUACUUCAAUUCCCAUACCUGUGUAAUCAUAAGCAAGCAUUCAGAAAGCAAGCAAGUAUUUAGCAAAUAAAAUGCUUGGGAUGAGAAUGUUUUAGCAUAUUAAAUCAAUUUUAGUCCACUGUUAGUGUUGAUCCCAAAAUACUUUUUCAGAUUUUUGUGCCACCAUUCAUUCACAUUUGGAUAUGCAGACAAAACCUCCACAUAGCUGAAGUUAGGAUUUCUGUUAGGACUGUUUGACAUGAUCACUGAAGAGUUCACAGGCAUGUGUCUCUUGAAAUUUAUUUCAGUCACAUCUGGGGGUUAAUUUGCUGCAGUUCAGUUUUCAUCUAAAAUAACUAAUAUGAUAUAUCCUAAACUUACUGUUGGAACUUCUCCAUGUUUUUGUCUCACAAACAUCUCACAAACGUCCUCUGACCCAGUCCAUCCAAAUUGUUUAAGAACGUCGAAGCUUCAUUAUCGGUGUCCUCUCUGAUCAUCCAUAUUCAGUCCCUUGUUCUCCCAUCCCUUGUGUCUCCCACUUCAGCAAUGUACUAGCAAGGCACUAGCAAGGAUAUAUAAAUACAAAUACAAAUAACAGGCCUGCUGGCCAACAUUCUAUUUUCUCCUUCCUCGUAUUGCUUUUCCAGAUGUGUGUCUCAUGGUGAAUUAGAGACUAGAAUUCGGACUGCAUGGUUUGAAAGCUAAAUAUAACAACCCCUCCCUUCCGUUUUGGGAACUGCUGCACUGUGUUCUUGUCAGAAAAACUGCUAGCUGGUGCCUGAGAGCAGCAGUGGGUAAUAUAUGCACCUAGCUUCCAGAUAUACAGACAUUAUAGGCCCUACGCAAACAUUAAUACACAAAUUAGCAGACCAAGCUUACAAAAACUAGCCGAUUGCUACAAAACUAUAGUUGCGCACACACACCCAUACUACGCAUGCUGUAACCAUAUAGACACACACCACGACCACAGUGUAACCAGCAACUACCCCUUACUGAAGUCUGCAACAACCAAUUGGGUCCUAGAAAACAGCUAGUUAUAUCUCCUGUGGCAAUACAUCUAACGGUUAAGCAUGGAUACGAAUCUGACUAUGGUGCUGAG
Osmerus eperlanus (European smelt) is the source of this 2224-nucleotide messenger RNA. It is a transcript of the gene ifitm5, whose product is annotated as interferon induced transmembrane protein 5. Gene Ontology annotation, cellular component: plasma membrane. Lineage: Eukaryota; Metazoa; Chordata; Actinopteri; Osmeriformes; Osmeridae. Bases 100 to 528 code for a protein of 142 amino acids. The record is from RefSeq and is a predicted model, not a curated record. The transcript has 2 exons.